AUGAUUCGCUUGGAGGAGAUGAUAGGAAAGUCAGUUCCAGGUUGUGGGCUUAAAGCUUCUCCUCACAUUGAUUCUAGAUUAAAAACUCUUGUGGGCAAAUUUAGAGCUAUCCUUCAAAUGUUGGCAACAAAGGGAUUCAAAUGGGAUGAGAAGAAGCACAUGAUAUGUGUGGAGAGAUCAGUGUAUGAAGAAUAUUGCAAGGCGCAUCCUACUUGCAAAAAUCUGUAUGGAGUGUCUUUCCCUCACUUGCAUGUUAUGAUGGAGAUCUAUGGUAAGGAUUUUGCUACUGGAAAGCCUGCCGAGGGUUUUCUAGAUGCUGUAGACGACAUGGAUAAAGAGGAAGUUGCGCAAGUUUACAUUGAAUCAAGUGAUGAUGAUGUGGGUGGUAGUGGAAUCCUAACUACGGAAUUUGCUCCUCCGUUGAAGAAGGUGAAAAGAGACAAGACUUCUAAGAAAAAAGGAAGUGAUAAUGUGGCUCAGUGCUCCAGUGGUUUAGAGUUAGCAUGCUUGCAGAAUUUCAUGAAAGAUAUGAAUGCCCAUCUUUCUACCAUGGCUAAGGUUUGGUCUCGUGCUGAUGACCGUGAGCAAGAUAUAGCGGAUAAGUGUAACAAAGUCUUGGGUGAACUAUUGAAGUUAGAUGGUUUAACCCCAGCUGAGGCUUUGGAGGCAGCAAAUAUUUUAACCGCUCAACCAAAUAAGCUCAAUAUUUUUUUUAAUUGUCCCGUCUAUUUGAAAAAGCAGUAUGUCAAAAGUCUCCUUGGCUCUGGUGAUAAUGGUUGUUCCUGAACUCUGUUGCAGACUUGCAGCUACUUUGUAGGAGAGAGGUCCUAUGUAUUUUCAAAAUGAUCUUGUAAAUUUAAACUAUACUUCUUCCAUUUAAUACAAAGUACAUGUAUAAUUUAUUACUUUUGCUUUCA
This is a messenger RNA of Chenopodium quinoa (quinoa), 917 nucleotides long. RefSeq lists its product as uncharacterized. The coding region runs from base 1 to 786 and encodes 261 amino acids. NCBI's taxonomy places the organism in Eukaryota, Viridiplantae, Streptophyta, Magnoliopsida, Caryophyllales, Amaranthaceae. The record is from RefSeq and is a predicted model, not a curated record. The transcript is spliced from 2 exons.